This is a messenger RNA of Colletotrichum karsti, 2796 nucleotides long. RefSeq lists its product as uncharacterized. Lineage: Eukaryota; Fungi; Ascomycota; Sordariomycetes; Glomerellales; Glomerellaceae. The record is from RefSeq and is a predicted model, not a curated record. Gene Ontology annotation, cellular component: cell cortex; membrane raft; plasma membrane. The transcript has 6 exons. Gene Ontology annotation, biological process: fungal-type cell wall organization; septin cytoskeleton organization; cortical actin cytoskeleton organization. The coding region runs from base 1 to 2796 and encodes 931 amino acids.
AUGGUGUCCAGAGUUGUCGCGACUCUUCUGGUCUCGGCCAAUCUUCUCACCGCGGGCAACUGCCUGCGUGAGUCUACUAAUCACGAUCCAGCGCCUUACAUCAACCCUUCGUCUACCUUUCAAUUGGAGAAGGCAACAUACUUCAUCCCCGAGUCGCCCGUUGCCCGUCUCGAGUUCCCUGCCCACAUCCGGGUCAUCAACCUCCAAGCCGGUGCCUCACAGUCGCUUCUAACAGUUUUCACAACAAACACGGCCACCAUCGACUCCGAGGCCCUCCAAUCCUGGUCAAACCAGUACGCCAACCUCGACGAUGUCUGGACUCCGGCCUUCCUCGACACCGUGGCCCUCAAAGCGCCGGCCAACUCAACCCUCACCCCCGACGGCUACGACUGGCUCGCAGAGCAAGGUGUAAAGCAACUCCUCCACCCCACAGAUCUUCAAAGUACCGCCGCGCCGCAGUCCAACAUCAUCAGACUCCCAGCCGAGGAGAUCCCUCAGGACCUCAACCCGGGUCCUUACGUCAUGGAUAUACAAAACCACCAGAUCACGUUCCGCGAGGUGUACCGCAUGUACGAGGACCAACUUCAGGCCUUCACCCAGGGCGUCGUCCCUCUCGCGGGCUCGACCGCCUUCUCUGCCGUCAGCUUCCACGACUCCAGCACACAGGCGCUUCUGGUCCCUGUGCCUUCGCGAUUGUAUAGCUUGCACGACACCAGACCCCUGGCGGGCCUGCGCAUGGCCGUAAAGGAUCUCUUUGAUGUGGAAGGAAUCAAGACGGCCGGCGGGUCGCGGGUGUAUCUCGAGAUGUACCCGGCGCGCAAUAAGUCCGCCGUCGCGGUGACCAAGCUUCUGGAGCUCGGCGCGGUCGCAGUUGGCAAAACCAAGACGAGCCAGUUCGCCUUCGGAACUGAGCCGUGGAAGUGGCAAGACUUCAAGUACCCCUGGAACCCCCGGGGCGACGGCUGGUUGGACGUCGCGUUCUCAUCGUCAGGCAGCGGUGCUGCGAUUGCCGGUUACGACUGGAUCGACUUUGCCAUGGGCAGCGACACUGGCGGUAGCGUCCGAAUGCCGGCGGCUCUGGGAGGGAGUUAUGGGAUUCGGCCGACUCACAAUGGCAUGAGUCUUACUGGAGCGUUGCCGUUGGCAAACCCGUUUGAUACGGCUGGCAUCUUUGCGCGUGACCCUAAGCUGUUUGCUGGUAUAAGUCGUCACUGGUAUGCCGAUGGUCCAUCGCAAGCGGACAAGACUUUCACCUCCUUUCCAAAGAAACUGCUGUACCCGGUCGACUACCUUCCCCUCGCAAACCCCGACGCCCAGGCCGCAUUCGAUUCCUUCAUCGAGACAUUGGAACAAGAAUUCGACAUGCAAAAGCAGACCAUCAACCUCACCGCAACCUUCGCCGAGUCGGACAAACCGUACAUCGCCAACGCCGCCAAAGAAAUGGGCGGCGCCUUCAACACGAUAGUCAUGUGGGACUCCUGGACGGACCUCGGAAAAGAGCUCGUAUCGCGGUGGAACGCGACCUACCCGGACGCCGGCUUCCCUCCCUUCGACAACGAGACCCGUUCCAACUACGCCCGAGCGCGCACCUCGACGCAGGAGAUCUACGACGAAGCCGUCAAGCGAAAGGCGGACUUCCGCGAGUACGCGGAGGACGCCUUCAUGCGGCCGUCGGAUGAGACGUGCUCCGAGUCGAUCAUGGUUCUCGAGUCCGGCGCCGGCGGUCUGCCGUCGUAUCGCGAAGAGUUCCUGAACCGGCAGCCCGGGGCCGGAUUCCUUUACAUGACGGACCCGAAGGAGUGGUUGACCCCCUUGGUCAUCUCGCCGCUGAUGUCGGCUCCGCAGAUUAGUGUCCCCAUCGGUCAGGUCACGUAUCAGAGUUCGAUCAGCUUGCAGACGGAGUAUCUCCCUGUGGUGAUUGAUUUCAUGGCUCAUAACGGAUGUGAUGGCAUACCACCCUCCAACACCCCCGUCCUCCAGCCAUCGCAAAGAAUCACAUCUCAAACCUCCUCGUCGUACUCCUCCUCGAACCAAACACCCGCAACAAUGGCCAAGCAAGCCGGCCUCGGCCUAGCCUCGAUAGUCUUCCUCUCAGGCUCCAUCGUCCUCCUCCUCUUCGUAAUCCUCUCCGCCGUCCGCGAUGCCGCCCCCCUGAACAAUACCUACUUCCUCCAGGCCGACACCACCGGCAUCACCGGCGCCCGCCAGGGCCUCACCCGGUGGACCUACUUCUACUACUGCGGCGACCAGAACAACGACUGCUGGGGCCCGUGGCCCGCCCCGGCCUUCGGCUGGGCCUGGGGCGAGAACGCCGACAACGUCCCCUCCGGCCUCGCCGGCGGCCAGGGCGGCGGCACCACCAGCACCGAGUUCUACUACCUCUGGCGCUUCGGCUGGGUCAUGUACCUCAUCGCCCUCUUCUUCAUGGCCCUCGCCUGGUUCGCUAGCUUCCUCGCCUGCUGCGGCCGUCUGGGUUCCGCCAUCGCCUUCCUCGUCUCCGGCGCCGCUUUGUUCUUCCUCACCAUCGCCGUCUCGUUGAUGACCGCCACCUUCGUCAAAGCCCGCAACGCAUUCCUCUCCGCCGGCCGCGAAGCCACCAUCGGCACCUACGCCUUCGGCUUCAGCUGGGGCGCCUGGGCCGCGCUCCUCAUCGCCACCGUCCUCUUCUGCAUCGGCAUCCGCGGCGAGAAGGGCGGCUACAAGGGUCCCAGCCGCUUCAGCCGCAAGCGCAGCGUCCGCAGCCGCCGCUCCUUCGACGUCGGCUCGAGCCGUCGGGUCAAGGAUGAUUACGCCUAA